Sitodiplosis mosellana (orange wheat blossom midge) is the source of this 2856-nucleotide messenger RNA. RefSeq names its product intraflagellar transport protein 122 homolog (gene Oseg1). The annotation marks the transcript as partial. Gene Ontology annotation, biological process: protein localization to cilium; intraciliary retrograde transport; non-motile cilium assembly. The transcript is spliced from 8 exons. The record is from RefSeq and is a predicted model, not a curated record. Lineage: Eukaryota; Metazoa; Arthropoda; Insecta; Diptera; Cecidomyiidae. Gene Ontology annotation, molecular function: protein binding. Gene Ontology annotation, cellular component: non-motile cilium; intraciliary transport particle A.
AUCCGUGUUAAAUUAUACACUCACUUAAUUGAGACUAAAUUGGUUUUCUUUCUCCAAUUUCAGGUUGUCGGCUGUCAAGAUGGUACACUUGCCUGCUACAAUCUUGCUUUUAACACCGUCCAUGCGCUUUAUCGCGAGCGCUACGCGUUUCGUGAGAAUAUGUGCGACAUAAUCAUUCAGCAUUUAGUGUCCGGCCAGAAAGUGAGAAUAAAGUGCCGUGAUUUGGUGAAUAAAAUUGCCAUCUAUCGAAAUCGCUUGGCCGUGCAGUUGCCCGAGCGCGUUGUUUUAUAUGAACUAAGUUCAGCCGAGAAUCAGCCGAUGCAUUACAAAGUGAAGGAGAAAAUUGGCAAAAAAUUUGAUUGUAGUUUGCUCGUUGUAUGCGCUCAGCAUCUGGUCUUGUGUCAGGAGAAAAAGUUGCAAAGUCUGGACUUUUCGGGUAUGUUGCAACGAGAAUGGGUCCUGGAUAGUUUUAUUCGUUACAUCAAAGUUACUGGUGGGCCGCCGGGACGUGAAGGAUUGUUUUUGGGUUUGAAGAACGGGCAAGUGUGGCGCAUUUUUCUGGAUAAUUCCUUACCAAUGCUGAUUACAACUGUUCUAUCAUCGGUUCGAUGCUUGGAUUUAAAUUCUACUCGGACCAAAUUGGCGAUCGUCGAUGAUGCAGGUCGAUUGGUUGUGCGUGACUUGAUAAAUGAUGCAAUGCUAUACCAAGAUAGUGGAGUGAAUUCCGUUUCAUGGAAUACACAUUUGGAGUCGAUGCUUUGCUAUUCGCACACAACGGGCGGAAUUAGUGUUCGUGUUGGCACUUUGCCUCCACGUAGCCCACAGACGAUGCUCGGUGUUGUGGUUGGCCUGUGUGGCGCCACGGCAUUCUGCCUUCGCGGAAAUAUGAUGAACAAUGUAUCACUCUCUUUGGGCUCGACUAUGUGGCAAUUUAUCGAAGCAGGUCUAUUCGAAGAGGCUUAUCAGGUGGCAUGCUUAGGUGUAUCAUCGUCCGACUGGGAAGGAUUAGCUCACGCGGCUGUGGAUGCACUCCAGCUUACAGUAGCAAAGAAUGCAUAUGUUCGUGUACGGAAUUUGCCCUGGCUUCAACAUAUAAAUGAAAUCCGAGAACGUCAAAAACGCGGUGACGUACCCAAGGAAAUACUGCAAGCCGACAAUUUGGCGUUUGCUGGUAAAUUCAAAGAAGCAGCCAGAUUGUAUCAGAAGAAUGGAUACAGUAACAAAGCGCUGGCAAUGUACACCGAUUUGCGAAUGUUCGAUUUGGCUCAGGAAUUCUUGAAAGAGGGUGAUUCAUCGGAUCGACGAGAGCUGGUGCGAAAACGAGCUGAAUGGGCAUGUUCUGUUCAUGAGCCAAGAGCAGCUGCUGAACUGCUGUUGAGUGCCGGCGAACAUGAACGAGCCAUUGAAAUCGUUGCCGAACAAGGAUGGGCCGAUGUAUUGUACGACAUCGGUCGCCGAUUGAGCCAAAAUGAUCGAUCUGCACUGAAUUUGGUGGCAUCGAAUUUGAGAAAAUUAAAGUCGUUACCUUUGGCGGCUGAAAUCUACAGGAAACUCGGUGAAGAGGCUCAAGUGGUUCAGUUACAUGUUGAAUCACGCGAUUGGGCCGAAGCGUUUCGUUUGGCCGAGAAUUUGCCACAAGUCUUGCAAUCAGUACAUAGCCAACAUGCACAGUGGUUGGCCGAAUCGGAUGAAUUUAUUAAAGCGCAUGAGGCCUACAUUCUUGCUGGUCAACCGCAGGAAGCGAUUAGGCUUUUGAAUAGUUUAACCGAUUGCUCGAUUUCGGAAAAUCGCUUUUCGGAUGCGAGCUACUACAUGUGGUUGCGGGCAAGACAAUUUCUCAAGUCAUUGCCAAAACAUGAACCGAUCUCAAAUGAAGCAUUAGCCAAAUACGAAAGUUUACACCGACUUUCGACAAUUUACUACGCCUAUGCAACCAUUCACAACUAUUUGUCCGAACCAUUCACGAGCUACUCGGCACCAGCGCUAUUCAAUACCAGCCGCUAUGUCGUAAAUCAAAUUGGAGCAGACAAUGGAUUGCCACCAAAAGGAAUUGGCAUGUUUGCCGUUUUGUAUACAUUGGCCAAACAAGCGAAAGAGUUGAACUACAAAAAACUCAAUCUGCAAGUCAACAAUCGCAUCCAAAAGCUACGAGUUCCGUCAGCUUUGCAAGAACAAGUCGAUAUAAAUUACAUCGCAAGCCGUGCCUGCCCCGGUGGAUUCAAUGACCCCGAAGAUUCACUGCCGAUGUGCUACAAAUGCUCUAACUACAAUUCGCAUCUACGUGGAAAUCAAUGCCCAUCGUGCCAACAUCACUAUAUUUUCUCUUUUGUUUCAUUUGAAAUCUUACCGUUGGUGGAAUUCUCUCCCGAAGAUGAUAUCCCUGAGCAAGAAGUAGAGCGGCUUUUACUCGCACCGCCAAAGACCAAUAUCGAAUCCAUGGAUCCGUUUGUCGAUACAAUGAUCAAUGAAGAAGUAUCCGAUAUUUUACCAUUGACACUGGAUCGUGACGCUCUGCGCGCAUUGGACCCAACCACAGUGCUCAUUGCAAAGUGGCCAGCGCCACUGAAGACUAAGUAUUAUCGAAAUUUAAUGCCCGAAUGGCAAAUCAGUAUGUGCCCUGAGUGCUUACAGGUAUUUCACUCCGAAGACUUUGAACUACAGGUUUUACAAAAGGGCUACUGUCCAUUUUGUCGCACUUCUUCUGAGACUUUAUUGAAUUAAGCACCGUUUCACAUUGUGAUUGAAGCAAUGAAAUCCGUCCAAGAAACAAGUAUUAUUUUGUACAUUGAAAUAUAUAUUCGAAUCGUGAUUCACGUUGACACAAAUAAAGAAAAAAUGAGAACAAACAACAGAAAA